This is a messenger RNA of Naumovozyma castellii, 759 nucleotides long. RefSeq lists its product as uncharacterized. The transcript has a single exon. The record is from RefSeq and is a predicted model, not a curated record. Lineage: Eukaryota; Fungi; Ascomycota; Saccharomycetes; Saccharomycetales; Saccharomycetaceae. The coding region runs from base 1 to 759 and encodes 252 amino acids.
AUGGAGUUAACAAGUUUUUUCAAGAAUGAAUUCUUUCAUCCCAAUGAAAAUACAGAGGUUAAGCAGUAUAAUGCAGGCUGGGAACAAUUAAAACAAAGAGGUAAGCACUCUUUGGAUCCAAAAUCUGAAAGUGAUGAGAAAAAUGCGGGUGGUAUUUUUUCUAAGUGGGAUGAUCCAUGGGGUGUGCCACCUAAAGCUUUUGUUUCUACUCUUUGCGGCGAAGACAAUGAGAAAGUAACAACAAAAAAGAAUUCUCUCUUAGCUAGAUCCCUUCUAAAGAGAAAAGAGCUUGUGUCUCCGCAACCCUAUGAUAAGUGGUAUAUUAAACCUAAAAAUUCAAAUUUGAAGUAUAAUGGGAACAGCUUAACCUUUAAGAACGGAAUGCAAAUACGCAAUGGUAAUUCUGCUAUGAAUAUAAGAAAGAUUGGGCCUCAACAGAGGCAAUUCAACUCAUCAGAAAACCCAUUCCUUAGAAAUGUAUCUAAAAAAAAUAUUUUCUAUCAUAGAAUUGAUAGGACUUAUAAUGUACCCUAUAUUCAAACUAACAAGAGCAAUAAUACUCCGUACAGAGGUAAUAGAGUAUUAAAAAAGAACAUCGGAUAUCAAUUCAAAUUUAAACAUGACACAUCUUUUGAAACAAAAGAAACCAAGAAAAACUAUGGAUCAUAUUUUAUAUCAUCUAACAAAACUAAUCAUACAAAACAAUAUCUCCAGUUGGCAAAUAGUCGCCAGUGUCUCCUAAUGAUUCUUCAUCUUUAA